AUGGACCAGCAGUCCCACGGGCAACAACACCCCGAAUACUACGCACCGCCGGCUCACAUCGCCGCUCGCUUCUACCGUAACUCCCUCACUAGGCGCAAAUCGUCCGCCGCAUCUUCACGACGGAACUCGCUCUCUUCCGCGCAAUCGCGUGCCUCCAGUCGCUCCCGACGCGGCUCCACAGGAUGCCAGAGCACCUACAUUGCCCAACACCUACGCCGCGCCUCCAUUAUAGAAUCCCGCAAGGCUCGACUCGCAGACCGCGCAGCCCAUGCCGAACAGGUGCGACUCCGCGCCGCGCUCGCCAAAGCCACGCCCCGAGGCAGCAACACAAACAGCGAGGAGCGAGCGCUUGCUGCACAGGUCGCCAAGGAGAAAUAUCUAGCCAAAGUUGCUGCAGCAUGUGCGGAAGAGGUCGCGCGCGCUAAGCGCAUUGCCGAAGAGGUGAAGGAGCGAAAGCUGGCCGAGGAGACACGCCAGCGCCUGGAGAUGGAGGAGCGCCAUGCCGAAGCCGAGAAGAGGCGCGCAGAGUACCAGCGCAACAUACAGGCCAGGCGGCAAAGGCGUGCUGAAAGCGCAGAGCAAAAGAUGGCUGUGCUUGAAGUGAUCGACGAUGUCGAGGAGGAGGCCGUCAUGGAUGAUAACCAGGUCGAGGAUGCUGCUGCUAGGCGUGUGCAGAAGGCAUGGCGCCUCUACCAGAGGAAGAAGCCUGUACUGGCAUUCAAGCAGCUGGAUCUGACCACGAAACGAUCACAAGAGACAAGCUUCGAGGAUAUGACUGCGCUUGUUGCCGACUCCACUGUCAUCUCCACGACCAUUGCCGUCUUGACCCAUCUCGAGCUGCAGGAAUCGAAUGAUGCCAACGCCGCCCUCAAUACCAGGACGUUUCUCAGUGCUUACAUGAUCAUAGGACAUCCAACUUCGGUGCUUGUGAAGAAAGACGGAGCCCAGGAGCAGGAUCUAAUCGCCAAAGCUGCUGAGCUCAUCGGCCAGUUCGAAGCCUCGGUCGAGCGUUUGGACAGCUGGAACAGCUGGACUGUGAACCCAAUGCAGCUGGAGACCUUGUCUCAGUCCUACACGGCCUACACUUCUGCUUUUGCGGCCUGGCGACUUCAAGAUUCCAGCGUCUUGAUCGAAGGAAUGGUGGCUUCCUUCGUUGAGCUUGACGCCAUUUGGCAGACCGUGAAGGACGAUACUCGAGGCGAAGUGGCCUCCGACUAUCGUGAGGGCAUCCGAGAUAACCAGGUGAUGCUGCUCAGCAGGAUCAGGAAGCUGGCCGGGCCGGAAAGAGCAGACGUCCUGAUCAAGAAGGCAAUUAGAGAAAGCCGCCGUAGAAGGCCUAAGAAGCGACCAGCUGCCGAAGUGAGACCACGAGGCCUUGAGGCAGCAAACUCCGAGGCUGGAGCUUCAUCUGAACAUGCAGUCGAAGAAGCUGCCCUUGUGACCUCGCCCGUGGGAUCGGGCGAGAUCAACAAGCUGUUCACGACGAUGCCAAGCAACCGCAUUCUGACGCACGAACUUGCCAUCGAUAAAGAAUUCAGACUCGAGGACAAGAACAGCGAUUUCAGGGACGAGCUCUACCGCGGGAUAUGCGAAAGCAUGAAGGUCGGUUUCAAAGCUGGCGAGGGCGCGGUGUGGACAGUAUCUGCAGCCGAGAAUGUGCGAGAAAAGCUACUGCGAAUGCUGAAGCCCGGCAACAAUAUGCACAAGAUGAUCUCCGAGGCCCUUGAUCUGGAGAACAUCAACCGCCAAUGCCAACAAGGCGUCUUUUCCUACUCUGGCUUCUUCAACUUCAUGGCCAACGUGCUGCCCAAGCUGUGCGCACCUUUCCGAGACCAGGAAGUCAGAGCUCUGGUCGAGCAGCUUCGCGCUGAUGACAAUGGCGAUGAGCUUGAUGCCAUGAUCGAGAAGUUGUUCAAGCUUCUGCGAAUGGUGGAUGUCCUCAGUCUGGAUUAUACAAAUUUCAUGAUCAUGAACGCAGCGCCAGCGCUGAUCAAAGAAGCCGCAGGAUACGAACACCGCAUCUUCGCAAAAGAGCUUGAAUCCGGGAAUAUCGGUCUUGAACAAACUAGACGCUGGUGGCUGGAUGCAAAGACGACACUGGAGGCUGAAGCAGAUCGACGAGAUCCUGAAGGCGCAAGGAAUCCAGCCGAUCGUCCCUCGCCUUCAAAGAUCUACACUCAUGCGCUGGUGGAAACUGCCAUAUACCAGGGGGAGCUGGACCCGGAGCCAAUCCCAGAGACCCUCCAACUCGACAUCGAGAGACUUCAAAAGAUCCGAGUAGACGCAAUCCGCAUCGCCGUGAUCGGCUCCAUCCUCCUAACGACCAAAAACCUCCUGAAGCGCGACGUUCGAAGCCAAUGGAAAACAGAAGCCAGCCGCCUCUGGCAGUUGCUCAGCACUACCCCCUACGAACACGACGACGACACCGAACCUACCCCGGCGCAAAAAGCCUUCUCCAUCCUCGAAACCGCCCACAACAUGCCGCCCUCCACCAAAACCGCCGUCUCCACCACCAUAACCCGCUUCUUCACGCAAGCCGCCGACGCGAUGACGCCGCACGCGGGCCACGGCAUCAAGUUCACCGACCCCGUCAUGAAAGUUAUCUUCGCCCGUCUGAAAUCCCACGUCCUCAUGCGCUUGGAGGCCGAGUCUUCGGCGGAGCGGGUCCGGGCGGCGUCCUCGGCGAGCGAGCGGUUGGCGGCGAUGGGCAUGGCGGAGUUCACGGACAAGGUGGCGGGGAUUGUGGAUGUGCUGGAGAGGGUGAGGAGGGUCGAUUGGGAGAGUCAUGGGUUUGUGUAUCAGCGGAUUGUGGGGGAGUUGGGUGGGUAG
Zasmidium cellare ATCC 36951 is the source of this 2829-nucleotide messenger RNA. RefSeq lists its product as uncharacterized. NCBI's taxonomy places the organism in Eukaryota, Fungi, Ascomycota, Dothideomycetes, Mycosphaerellales, Mycosphaerellaceae. The transcript has a single exon. The record is from RefSeq and is a predicted model, not a curated record. Bases 1 to 2829 code for a protein of 942 amino acids.